UUGCUCCAACAGAAGGUCUAAAGGUUCUUGCAAACUGGAGUCUCAAUGGAUCCGAAACAGGAUUAACAUUGCAUGGAGGACCGACAUUUGUCGAAGGUCGUUUAUCAGGCACUAAAGCUAUUGCCUUUACAAAGAUGAACAGCUAUGCAAGAAUUCCAAGUGUCAGYCUUCAAUACAGAAGYUUCUCCAUUGCUGUUUGGAUAAAAGUGUACAACAUUCUUUCACAUGGACAGCAUUUUUUCAGUGAUUGGUCUAGUUCUUAUAAUUUCUUUUUUUCGAUAUCAGCAAAUGUUGGGAACCUCAUCUUCAAACGCCAUACAACAAAYGGCUUUUGGCCUYAUGCAAAAACCGAUAUAUCUAUCCCUGCUAAAAUAUGGCAUCACGUUGCCGUUACAUGGAACAGCUUAACCUUGGAAWACAAAUUUUACGUGAACGGAACUCAAGUCCAUUCAAGUAUAUUGCCACAAGAUAAGACCAGUUGGCGGCCUGAAAGGUCAACCUUCGAACUUGGAGACAGUGCUCAUACKUCUGAAAGUCAGUUCCUUGGUGAACUAAUGGAUCUUUAUAUCAUUGAUGGUAUAGUGACAAGUGAAGAAAUCAAGUCUAUCAAAGAUAGCGAUGGAAGAGAAGGUUGGCCUGGGUCAAGAAAUGUUGUUUCAGGUAAAUGA
Exaiptasia diaphana is the source of this 668-nucleotide messenger RNA. RefSeq lists its product as uncharacterized. The coding region runs from base 135 to 668 and encodes 177 amino acids. The transcript has 4 exons. The record is from RefSeq and is a predicted model, not a curated record. NCBI's taxonomy places the organism in Eukaryota, Metazoa, Cnidaria, Anthozoa, Actiniaria, Aiptasiidae.